This is a messenger RNA of Pocillopora meandrina, 8617 nucleotides long. NCBI's taxonomy places the organism in Eukaryota, Metazoa, Cnidaria, Anthozoa, Scleractinia, Pocilloporidae. The record is from the annotation of a GenBank genome assembly.
AUGGUAAACUUUUCCUUGACUAGUUUUAUAAACACUACAAAUAUCACCAGAAGAGAAGGCGACAGAGAUGUCUCAUCGAUGGCUGAUUCUAUGAUCAUGAUCAUCAUUAACACCAUCACUUUUCCCUGCACAGUUAUUCUCAACGUACUUGUGAUAAAGGCUGUGAAAACAACGCCUAGACUCCGUACCAACAGUAACAUCUUGCUGGCCUGUUUAGCGGUGACUGACGCAUUAACUGGUCUCCUUUGCCAGCCAUUGUUUAUCCUGUGGAGAAUUUUCCUAGUAUUCGGUCUCAGUAACAGUGAAACGGCUAAAAUUUCUUUCAUCUCGUCUCUACUUGUUACCCUUGUAUCUUCCUACCUUCAUCUGAUGUUGGUUACUUUCGAGAGACUCAUAGCUAUCAAAUUAACAAUGCAGUACUCAAACAUUAUGAUUGAGAAGAACAUGAAGAUAGCUGUGUUAGUAGUUUGGAUCAUUGCGUUCAUUUAUGGGAUUUUAAGAGGAAUGAAAAAGGAAUUAGCAGCACGCUCUUUGACAGGCCUACUCACCAUUUCAUGUAUUCUCUUUCUUACUUUCGCUAACCUUAUUAUGUAUCGAGAAACUGCUCGCCAUAAAGACAAGAUUAAAACUCAACAUCUUCCUCAGGAAGAUGUGGAAAGAUUUCUGAAAGAGAACAAAGCACUUAAAACAACCCUCUUUGUCGUUGGUGCUGUUCUUGUUUGCCUUCUUCCAGUCGGUUUCUUUUUUAUAGUUGUAGUUACAGGCCUUCAUGAUAUUUUCCCCAUCAACGUGCAGUUGAUGCAGACAUGUGCCAUGCUAAACUCGCUUGUUAAUCCACUGAUUUAUUGCUGGAGGCAAAAAGAAAUGAGAAAUGUCAUUUUCGGAAUGAGAACUCAGGCCGUGCGUUUAGACAUACAAAACCGAUAAACGAAACCUGUUAGUUAUUAAUACACGACUGCAAAUAUAUGAAAAUCACAUAUGUGUACUGCGGUUGUAGAAACGACCCUAAGCGAUCCUCGCAGUUACGAACACUACUGAACUAAUAGUUGAAAUAAGGCUUGGAAAAAAUUCAGGACCGUACGGUACACUACUAGUUCAGGAGGGUUCGUUACUGCGAGGAGCGCUUAUAUUCGUUUCUUAAACCGCAGUGCACAUAUAUGAUUUUCAUAUAUUUCCUUUCAUGUAUUCAUCACUAAGAGGGCUUACUUGGAACCAACAUAAUGACCAGCUACCAGUUGGCUUGUUAGCUCAGUUGAUAGAUGGGUGGUUACUUUAAUUUGGUAUUUUUUUAACUUCAAUUGAAAGGUGUUCUAGGUAGAAGGUACUAUCCUUGUCAUGCAGGAAGUCGAUCGGAAAGGCUACGAGCUAAUAAAAGGGCGGCCUGAAUGACUAUAUUUGUUGAAAAUUAAAAAGAACAUCUACACAACAACAGUGCCUGGCAUUAGUGGUGUAACUUGACUCUAGCAUUCAGCAAACGAAGCAAAUCCUAUACACUUGGAAGCAUUUCUUAGCUCGAGCUUCAGGAAACAGUAUAAAAAAAACCUAUUUGAGGAAAACCACGUAGUUCUUAUCUAAAAGGAUUAAACAACUAAGUAUUUCCUCUAUUAAAAUACAAGCAAAAAGUUGCAUUCAAUGUUUAUUGAGAACUCUAAAGAACGGGGGCAAUUGACAACGGCAACAACAAUCUUUGUUUGUACUCCCUCUUGCCUUAAAAGCUUUCUUAAAAAAUAAAAUAUUAAAAAUACAAUUUUAGCAUUGGCUGCCUGGAAUAAUCAUAGGCAGUGAGUGGAUGAGGUUGAGCAUGAUAUCAUAAUUUAUCAAUGCCGAGGUCUGAGGUAUCUGCUGAAGCCGAAGGCUGAGGCAGAUAACACUGACAGAUACGAGGUUUGAUGAAAUGUAUGUUAGGUGCAAGUAUGAUGCAAGUAUAGAGCUAGCACGUUUAGUUUAGAGUUUAGAGUUUCUCGUUUUUUACAACUGCUAAUAAAUUGCAUUAUCUAGUAAAGAGAUGGCCUAAAAAUCUUUCUUGUGGAAAAAUUCAUUCAGCAACAUCAGGGAUAUAUACUUUUGAAAUUCUGCUUGCUUAAUUUCUCUUUUUCUCUUGAUAGUGUGAUACUUCUCUAGAAGGAAACAGGUUGUAUUUAAUGGAGAAAAAUCGCAAUUAACACUUCAACUGCCCGUGAAGACCCAUCAAACAAAUUGAUUGUGGUUUGUGUGUGUGUUAAUAUGCAGAAAAUGGAGCUACGCUACUGGCGGGAAUAUGGUGACAUUAAAACAAGAAUAAGUCGAUUGAAUGAAAAGCGCUCGUUGAUACCGUGAGUAUCGAGAGUGCCGAUUUGAAAGAUAAUUUUUUGUUCUAGAGUUUUGUGGCUUUCUGAAAUGCUCAGAUGUAGGGAAAGGCCGCAAACUGCCAUAUCCUGCCUAGAAUGAUUAGUGAGUUUAAAAUGCCUAACGACUUUUUCGGAUGCGUCCUUAUAUUUCCUUUUUACGUCGCGAAAGUGUCCUCGAAGUCGUCUUCCGUAUGACGUUUUGCAAAAAGUGCAAGUUAUGCAAUCUAAAAAAUUCAAGAAAGAGAAUACUUGAAAUGGCGAGAAGAACAAAGCGGAAUCGGAAAUGCUAAACGCCACCCAAUCAGAUGGAUUUCCCUCAAGCUCUGUCCAUAAAUAAAUGUUAAUCCCAAAGUGAUUUAGGUCAAUUUUUAAUCAUUUUUUGCAGAUAUUGCCAAAUGUGUUUUUAAAAGUCACAAUCGUUUCAGUCCCUGAUAGCUUGAUCGCCUGCUCACUUACUUCAUCACAUAAUUCAGGAUUUUUUCCUUAUUCAUCUCUCGAUAAAUGUUUCGUGUUUCAUGAGCUGAAGAAUUCUCUUUCGUUAGAUUAGAUUUGCAUUCAGAUAAAAACUAAAUCUGUGACAUAUAAAUCAAUUUAUUUGACAUCUGUUUAGUUUGGUUUUUUUAUCGUGGCUAUUUUAUGGCCAUGUAUUAUUUAUGUGCAAGAUUCAAUGUUUCUAUUUUCCUGCUACGUCAUACUGGAUUAGUUCAGUGAUUUGAAUUACGAAAUAUUGCUUGGAAGGAGUAGCCGAGUUUUACACAUGACCAAAAUACAAAUAUAAAACUAGGGAAUCAUUAAACUGAUAUCAUUAAACUAAAACGGUAAGCUUGAAAUUCACGAACGAUAACAUUCCCAAGAAAAAAACCGCGACGCAAUUCUGUUGUUGAAACCUAUGGCACAGUAGCACAAUAGAUGGCAAAUGAGUUAAUACAUAUUUUUCUUCUUAUGCAAAUAUUAGUUGAUGGACGAAAACUAAUGAACAUAACAUGCACGAGAUAUUAAUCUUUCGACAGAAAACGAAAAAAUCUCCUGAAGUUGUAACAUAAGGAGUUAACUGGCGAUAGAGCUAUUUUCAGUUGUCGCGACAACUUUGUUCAAGCUUUCACCGGCUGAAACGAUUUUGGGCUUAUAAAAACUCAUUUAGAGCUUUCUAAAAAAUGUAAUUAAAAAGAGACUACAAUCAGUUUUUGAUUAAGAUUUUUUUAUGGGCAGUGCUUAAGAGGAAUCCAUCAAAUAAGGUGGCGUUUAGCAUUUCCGAUUAACUUGUGUUUUGUAUUGUUGCUGUGCACAUGUGGACUGAGGAGUAAUUCCCAGGAGAUCCUUUAACCACCUUUUAUUAAUGGUACCACAUUUCCUUUGCUUUUAAUUUUUUCCGUUUUCAUUCGAGAUUGAAUGACUGGUAGAGAAAGCUGUUUGGGAGACAGACUUGAUUUGCAUUGGGCUUCCAGCUCGACAAAGUAAACUUUUCCUUGGUUAGUUAUACAAAGGUUACAAACAUGGCUAGUAAAGAAGGCGACUCAGGAGAUGUUCCAUCGGUGGCUGGUUCUAUGGUCAUAAUCAUCAUGAACACCAUUACUUGUCCCUUCACAGUUGUGCUAAACGUGCUGGUGAUAAAGGCUGUAAAAACGACACCUCGACUCCGUACCAACAGCAACAUCUUGCUGUCCUGUUUAGCGGUGACUGAUGUAUUAACUGGUCUCUUUACCCAGCCAUUCUUUAUCCUGUGGCAGAUUUUCCUUCUACUCGGUCUCAGUGACAGUAAAACACUCGAGAACUGCUUCAUCUUAUCUGUGAUUGUAUUGCAAAUAGCUUCAUACCUUCAUCUGAUGUUGGUUACUUUCGAGAGACUCAUAGCGAUCAAAUUUACGAUGAAAUACUCAAACAUUAUAACGGAUAAUAACGUUAAGAUAGCAGUGUUAGUAGUUUGGAUCAUUGCGUUCAUGAAUGGGGUUUUAAGGGGAAUGGAAAUGGUCAAAGUAGCACUUUCUUUGGCAGGUCUUCUUACUCUAUCCUGUAUCCUUUUCCUUGCUUUUGGUUACUGCAUCAUAUAUCGAGAAACACGUCGCCACCAAGAGAAGAUAAAAAAUGAACAAUUGCCCCAAGAAGAAAAGGAAAGAUUUGCCAAAGAGAACAAAGCGCUGAAGACAACUAUGUUUGUAGUUGGUGCUGUCGUUAUUUGCCUUCUUCCACUUUUUGUCUGGAUUUUUAUUAUAGCUACAGGCCUUGAGAGCACAAUCAUUUUUCCGAUGAACAAACCAUUAGUGUUUACAUGUGGCAUGUUAAACCCGCUUGUCAAUCCACUGAUUUACUGUUGGAGACAAAAGGAAAUGAGAAAGGUCAUUUUUGGAAUAAGAAACCAGGUCGUGCAUUUAGAGAUACAGUGAGGGAGGGAAUGUAAAGAAAAAUGUGAAUAACUUGAUACCUACAUUUCUAGAUUUUGCGUCGGCCUUCUCCAUCCCUUUGAUGAACGGAAAUCGCUAGUUGUUGUUUUGUGCAACAUUUAAGAUUUUGAUCACGACAGGUAAUUCGAUAAUCAACCUCAAACAAAAUUUCCAACAUCGUUGGAAUCGGCAAUCAGUCGUAAUUAUUGCAUUCAAAGGAUGCUGGCACUUGCCUCAAAUUUGAAUUUGAAUUUGAUUUUUAUAACGCGAAUUAUGAUUGGUUUGUGAGCCACCAGUUGCACGAUUUGAUUGGCUGGUAGAAAACCAUAUCGUCCAGAGGCAUGCAUUAAGAAAAUCUACAUCAAUCAAGAAAUAGAUAAACAACAUUGCGUUCAUUUGUCAUUUUCCUUCAUUUGUCUCGAAAGUCAUGCAAACCCACGACUGCGUCCCGGGUUUGGAUGUAAUUAUUGAAUACAACAAAGAGGGUUGCUUAAAAAGAUCAUCAGGGAAACUUUUGCUUCACGAGCUCGUGGCCAAUCUGAAAACGUGUGGAGAUAGAGCAUUCUCCUCUUUUCCAAGAAGCAUUUGAUUUUUUACCAUAAUUAGCUUGAACAGUAUCGAAUAAUGUAGCGUAAUUAAGAGCUAUUUUACUGUAAAUUUCCUUUAAAAAUUAGUGGAAUCUGGCACUCCAUAAAAGUAUUUUCAAUUUCAAGUUUUCUCAUUCAUGAGAUGUGCAGUCUUCAGCCUCAUGUUCUGGAACAGAUACAGUUAAAUUCGAUUUUUGUUGGGUUGAUGUGUAUUUUUAUAAUAAUUUAUUUACGCUCAUUUGAACAAAUUUGGGAGGAUCAAAGGAAAUGAUUCUACUGCUAAAGCAAAGUUGAUAUAUUUUGCAAAACAAGUUGACACCUAAAAAGGGUUACAAUGAACGAUUAGACCCUGUGGCCUUAUGGGUCAGAUGUACAUGUUAACCACUGUUUGUUGUACGCGAUGAAUGGUGGAAACUAUCCAAUCUUCCCUGAAAGAAAAGGAUUGUCAUGUAUACGUGUAUACAUAUGCAUACGUGCGUAUAUUUCCCUUAAAUCUGUUAGGUUUCAUCGUUCGUGGAUCAUUCUUUUAAGUUUCUGGAAAGUUUUAGAAUACCUAGUCGUGCGAAAAUGCUUUCAUGGAGUUUCUACUGUCUUAUCGUUAAACAUUCUAGAACAUUCUACUAGAUUGUGUAGUUAUGUUGUAGUACUACCAAACUAGUUGUGUUGUAAGCUGCCGAAAUGUUCCAGAAUAUAUUGAAAAUGUGUAUGAGGGAUCAGCCCUGUUGUAGUUAUUGUUGUUGUUGUCGGCAGUGACCGAUUGUCCGGAAAAAUACGUCGAUAGAGUUACUGUGAUAUAUUUCCGAGAUUUUGUUUCAAGCAGAUUCGCCGACAACUGUGAGAUUGUGUCAAUGGUGAGUUAAGUUAUAGUUUGUAACGGGCUUAAGUGAGUUUAUUAAGGAUAAUUACUGUAUUGCCUGCAGGAGUCGCUCCUUAAUAAGAAUAUUGCUCGUUGUUUGAUAAAAUAAUUAGGUGUGUUUGGAAUGUUAGCGUUCUUUCUGUCACUUAAACUAUACCGUAACAAUAUUGCCUGCGAUGAGAUGUAAAUACGAAUAAAAGCAAUUAAAAAAUAGUAUAAAGACUUGGGAUCUGUUUUUUAUAAUUCGAUUCUUAUUCAGAUAAUUGUAUGGUUGAAAUUUUAGGUAAUACCAUUAAUUAAGGACGUCAAAUAGAUUUUCAUAAGUUAUGAAAUCAAAGAGAACGGCAAUCAGAGGGAAGAUAAGUUUUUUUGGUAUUCUCGGAUAGUCAUGACAUACCUUACUUUGGAUGGAGAAAUUCAAAGAAUAAAUGUUAAGGGUAUUUAUCCCCUAGCUAGGCGACUGAAUUCCCGCAAUGAAGAAUGACGCUAUGACUUAUCUAGCUAUUCCAAAGUGUUAUCAUCAUAAAACAAACUCCAACAACCUCCGUAAACAGGUAAACAACGUUUUCUCGAUGAAGUUCUCGUUUGCACAAUUAACAUUCAUUUUAAAAAUGUGAAUGAGUUGAUUUUUAGAUCGGGUAUGCUCAAACCGUUUUUUCUUUCUUUCUUGCUCUCACACUGUUUGGUUGAUUUAAAUUAGGGAAUUUUUCACCGAAAAAGUAAAGAGUUUUGCUCAUUACUACAACGCAAUUAUAAAACCACGGCGCACAGAAGGUGGAACUACAACGCAAUUAUAAAACCACGGCGCACAGAAGGUGGGACCGGUGCUCGUGAAAUGCUGGAAAGUUUCUCACGAAGACGCUUAAAAAAAUUGCUACAAAAGUUGCCACCUAAAUUUCAAAAAUUGUUGCCUACAUUUCAAAAGUUACUACCUAAAUUUCUUGAUAUUUUUGUACAAAAGAUACUUAUUGUUAAGUCAUUAAGCUUCAUUUUUCGGUAUUUUUACAAUAAUUGCUACUAACAUAGGUCAAGAAAAGUAGCUUAUAAAUUUGCUUCAGAGAGUUACUUGCAAAUGUGGACAAAAUUAAGGAAUACUUUUAAGUCUAACGGAACAAAACCCAUGACUUUUUUUCGAAAGUCAUUUCCGCCGAUUAUGCGUUAUAAUCUUAGAUAAGGAUCGCAAUAGGCCUGCGAAACGCUGUCAAAUGACAAGUUAUGUGUUCAUAAAUUGAUGUUUUCAAUGAAACUCUGACUUUUUUUGUUUUGAUAUGUGCUCUAAACUUAGAAAGGCUAAUUGAAAUUUACCUCAAUCACUUUUGGAUUAAAAUUUACUAAUGAGAAAAGCUUGAGAAAAAUCGAUCUGAUUGGGCAGCGUUGAGAGUUUCUGAUUCAGUUUUGUUCUGUAUUGUUGCUGGGCAUAUGUGAAGUGAGAAGUUAUUCCCAGGAAAUGUUUAAACCACUCACUAGAAAAGGCUGUAGGUUUCUUUUACCUUUGCCGUUCUCCGAUUUCAUGCGAGAGCGACGGGUUGAAAAAGUUGGUCCGAGGGUCAGACAUGACUUGCACUGAGAUUCCAAUUCGACAUGGUAAACUUUUCCUUGACUAGUUUUAUAAACACUACAAAUAUCACCAGAAGAGAAGGCGACAGAGAUGUCUCAUCGAUGGCUGAUUCUAUAAUCAUAAUCAUCAUUAACACCAUCACUUUUCCCUGCACAGUUAUUCUCAACGUACUUGUGAUAAAGGCUGUGAAAACGACGUCUCGACUCCGUACCAACAACAACAUCUUGCUGGCCUGUUUAGCGGUGACUGACGCAUUGACUGGUCUCCUUGGCCAGCCAUUGUUUAUCCUGUGGAGAAUUUUCCUAACAUUCGGUCUCAGUAACAGUGAAACGGUUGGAAUUUCUUUUAUCUCGUCUCUACUUACUACCCUUGUUGCUUCCUACUUUCAUCUGAUGUUGGUUACUUUCGAGAGACUCAUAGCUAUCAAAUUUACAAUGCAGUACUCAAAAAUUAUAACUGAGAAGAAUAUGAAGAUAGCAGUGGUAGUAGUUUGGAUCAUUGCGUCCAUUUAUGGGGUUUUAAGAGGAAUGAAAAAAGUCCUAGCAACACGUUCUUUCACAGGCCUACUCACCAUUUCAUGUAUUCUCUUUCUUACUUUCGCUUACCUCAUCAUGUAUCGAGAAACUGCUCGCCACAAAGAGAAGAUAAAAACUCAACAACUGCCCCAAGAAGAUGUGGAAAGAUUUCUGAAAGAGAACAAAGCACUUAAAACAACUCUCUUUGUCGUCGGUGCUGUUCUUGUUUUCCUUCUUCCAGUUGGUUUCUUUUUUAUUUUUAUAGUCACGGGCCUUUAUGAUAUUUUCCCCAUAAACUUACCAUCGAUACUUACAUGCGCCAUGCUAAACUCGCUUGUUAAUCCACUGAUUUACUGCUGGAGACAAAAAGAAAUGAGAAAUGUCAUUUUGGAAUGA